CUAGAAGGUAACGCUUUAUGCUGUAAUGUAAGCAGUGUACAGAACGAUCACUUGUAAAAUUGCUGAGUUUUGAUUGUUAACAAAUAAUCCUUGUUUAUCAAGUUUAAAUGAUUCUGUAAUUGUGUGAUUAGGUCGGGGGAUUACGGAUUCUCGUUUUUUACACACCGAUGUGAUAAUGGCAAGCCCAUCACCCCAAAGUAGUCCAAUGCCUCCUCCACAAGCCCCAAGUCCCAUGGGGCCACCAUCACAAAGUCCAGCGCCGCCGCCAAGCCCGCAUAGUCCAUAUCAAAGCCAUAUUAAUGGGCCGCCGUCACAUGGUAUGCCACCUGGUCCUGGAUCAGGACAUCCUGGAAUGGGGGCCAUGCCAUCAGCACCACAUCAGUUGGGUCCCAAUCCACCUGGAGCUCAUAUACCACCUCAAUCUCUCAGCAACAUACCUCCAAACGGUCAUCCGCACCCUCAGCAGCACCCAGGCAUGCCACCACACGUAAUAGGUGCACCUCCUGGGCAUCCUGGUCCGCCGCCGCAAGGUCAUCCCGGGGGUCCGCAUCAAGGUUCGGCUCCUCAUCAAGGACACCCUGGUCAUCUCGGUGGGCCGCCUAUCCAGCAGCCCCACCCGGGAGCGCCUCAAGGGCAUCCUGGUGUUCCUCAAGGUCCACCCCAAGGACACCCUGGAAACUUACCACCGCAAGGUCAUCCUAGCAUGCAGGCUGGUCCUCCGCCACCGCAGGGCCAUCCCGGCCACCCUCACCAGCCACAUGGUCCGCCUCCUCAAAGUCACCUCAACUCGCAAGGACAUCCAGGUGGACCACCGCACGGUCUUCCACAAGGCCACAAUAUACCGCCGGGUCAGCCAUAUCCUGGUCAUCCAAUGCCAAUGCCUCAUCCUCAACAAGGGCAGAAUCCUUCCUCCUCACCUGGCCCCCAAGGUCCGUCGUCAGGCCCUCCAAUGAGUGUACAAACGGGACAGGCUGGACCUCAGGGGCAAGAAAAUCUUAACGCGUUACAACGAGCUAUAGACUCCAUGGAAGAAAAGGGGAUGCAAGAAGAUCCAAGGUAUUCUCAGUUAUUAUCGCUACGAGCACGAACCAACGGAACUUCUGCUUUCACACAGGUGCAAAUGCAACAAUUACGGGUUCAAAUAAUGGCAUAUCGUAUGUUGGCUCGAAAUCAACCAUUAACUCAACAAAUGACUUUAGCAGUUCAGGGUAAGCGACCAGACGGAGCUCCCCAAUGCCCUACACCACCACCAACAAGCCCAUAUCCAUCUCAAGGAGCUCCUACUUCUGCUCAAGGUACAACCCCGCCUAGUGAUGGAAAUGAAAAUGCGCCAUCCGAGAGUCAGCCGCCUCAAGCCAUGCGACCGCCAGGUCCACCUAAUUCACAAGCUCCAACUACAAAUUCUACACCAGCACAGCAGCCAGUGGGUUUAAAACCAGGACAACAAAAUAAUACCCCACCAAUACCGCAAGGCAUUCGACCUGGCGCCACGCCUCCGGCUCAGCAGGGACAAGGGCAGCAUCCGGCUCCCAAACAGAACCGAGUAACAUCUAUACCAAAACCUGUUGGAAUUGAUCCUCUCAUUGUUCUUCAAGAACGUGAAAAUAGAGUUGCUGCACGAAUCGCUGCCAGAAUGGAACAGUUAGCCAAUUUACCGACAAACAUGCCAGAUGACUUACGUAUAAAGGCUCAAAUCGAAUUACGCGCUUUGAGGUGUUUGAAUUUUCAACGACAACUUCGCAGUGAAAUUGUAGCAUGUACCCGUCGCGAUACGACCUUGGAAACUGCGGUUAACGUUAAAGCGUACAAGCGGACAAAGAGGCAAGGUCUUCGUGAAGCAAGAGCGACCGAAAAGUUGGAAAAACAGCAAAAAUUAGACGCCGAACGUAAACGUCGGCAGAAACAUCAGGAGUUUUUAACUUGCGUUUUACAACAUGGCAAAGAUUUUAAGGAGUUCCACCGCAAUAACCAAGCGAAAUUGGCGCGAAUUAAUAAGGCAGUUAUGAAUCAUCACGCGAACGCUGAACGAGAACAAAAGAAAGAGCAAGAAAGGAUUGAAAAGGAACGUAUGCGCAGACUAAUGGCGGAAGAUGAAGAGGGUUAUCGUAAACUUAUCGAUCAAAAGAAAGACAAACGUCUUGCAUUCCUUCUCUCACAGACUGACGAGUAUAUUAGUAAUUUGACUGAGAUGGUGAAACAGCACAAGUUGGAGCAAAGGCGCAAGCAACAAGAGGAGGAAAAACGCAAACGUAGACGAAAGAAGAAACAAAGUGCAGAAGGUAAUAUGGAUGCGGACGAUGAUGGUUCUCAAGGAUCUGACAAACCUGUCACAGUGAUUGAAACAAGCAGUGGAAAGGUAUUAAGUGGAGAUGAAGCCCCUAUGCUUAGUCAACUUCAUCAAUGGUUAGAGGCUCACCCUGGUUGGGAAGUUGCUGAUACUGAUGAUGAGGAUUCCGAGGAUGAUCAAGAGGAUUUAAGGAGUAGCGGCGGAAAUCAAAAAACUGAAGAAGAAAAGGCCAAGGAGGUAAUUAAAAAGGCAAAAUGUGAAGAUGACGAAUAUAAAAAUGGAAAAGAAGAGCAAACAUAUUAUAGUAUUGCACACACAGUACACGAAAUGGUAACUGAACAAGCGUCGAUAAUGGUUAAUGGUCAAUUAAAAGAAUACCAGACAAAGGGAUUGGAAUGGUUGGUGUCUCUUUUCAAUAACAACCUCAAUGGUAUAUUAGCAGAUGAGAUGGGUCUCGGUAAAACUAUUCAAACAAUUGGAUUAAUUACUUAUUUAAUGGAAAAGAAGAAAGUUAAUGGACCUUAUUUAAUUAUUGUUCCGCUUUCAACUCUUUCCAAUUGGGUUUUGGAAUUUGAAAAAUGGGCGCCAUCUGUUGUGGUAGUAUCAUACAAAGGUUCACCUGCAGGACGAAGAGCUAUUCAGAGUCAAAUGAGAUCAACAAAGUUUAAUGUGUUGCUUACUACUUACGAAUACAUUAUUAAGGACAAGGGUGUACUUGCAAAGCUACAAUGGAAGUAUAUGAUCAUUGAUGAAGGUCAUAGAAUGAAAAAUCAUCACUGCAAGCUCACUCAAGUUUUGAAUACUCAUUACAUUGCUCCUCAUCGUCUGCUGUUAACUGGUACUCCACUACAAAAUAAAUUACCGGAACUGUGGGCGCUUUUAAAUUUCUUGUUACCGUCUAUCUUCAAAAGUUGCUCUACUUUUGAGCAAUGGUUUAAUGCACCCUUUGCCACAACUGGAGAAAAAGUUGAACUGAACGAGGAAGAAACCAUACUUAUCAUUCGUCGUUUACAUAAAGUAUUGCGACCAUUUUUGCUAAGACGUCUGAAAAAGGAAGUAGAAUCUCAGUUGCCAGAUAAGGUGGAGUACAUUAUUAAAUGCGAUAUGUCUGGUCUUCAAAGGGUUCUUUACAAGCAUAUGCAGAGCAAGGGUGUAUUAUUAACAGAUGGUUCUGAAAAGGGUAAUAAGGGAAAAGGUGGCGCCAAAGCUUUAAUGAAUACAAUUGUGCAACUGCGCAAACUCUGCAAUCAUCCAUUUAUGUUCCAGAAUAUUGAAGAAAAAUAUUGUGAUCACGUUGGAAUGGCUGGUGGAGUUAUAUCAGGGCCGGACAUUUAUCGAGCAUCUGGUAAAUUUGAGUUGCUAGACAGAAUAUUACCAAAACUAAAGGCAACUAAUCAUCGAGUGCUUCUCUUUUGCCAAAUGACACAGCUUAUGACUAUAAUGGAAGACUACUUAGGAUGGCGAAGUUUCGGUUACUUAAGAUUAGAUGGUACAACUAAAUCGGAAGAUCGUGGUGAAUUGCUUAGAAAGUUCAAUUGUAAAAAUAGCGAAUACUUCAUAUUUUUGUUAUCCACAAGAGCAGGAGGUUUAGGUUUGAAUUUGCAAAGUGCAGAUACUGUCGUAAUUUUUGAUUCGGAUUGGAAUCCACACCAGGAUUUGCAAGCACAAGAUCGUGCACAUCGUAUUGGACAGGUAAAUGAAGUACGUGUAUUGCGUCUCAUGACCGUAAAUUCGGUGGAAGAGAGAAUUUUGGCAGCGGCAAGAUAUAAAUUGAACAUGGACGAAAAGGUUAUUCAAGCUGGUAUGUUUGAUCAAAAAUCGACAGGUACGGAGCGGCAACAAUUUUUGCAAAGCAUAUUGCAUCAAGAUGGAGAUGAUGAGGAGGAAGAAAAUGAGGUUCCUGAUGACGAAACUAUUAAUCAAAUGAUAGCACGCUCUGAAGAUGAGUUCGAAUUGUUUCAAAAGAUGGAUCUAGAGCGACGGCGGGAAGAAGCUAAAUUGGGCCCAGCUAGAAAAUCGAGGCUACUAGAAGAAAGCGAGUUACCAGAUUGGUUGGUGAAAGAAGAUGAUGAAGUGGAACGAUGGAAUUAUGAUGAACCAGAAGAAAGUUUACUUGGUCGUGGAACACGACAAAGAAAGGAGGUUGAUUAUUCAGACAGCUUGACUGAGAAAGAGUGGCUCAAGGCAAUAGAUGAAGGUGGUGAUUAUGACGAUGAGGAUGAAGAAGAGGAGAAAUUCAAGAAGAGACGUGGACGUAAACGGAGAAGACGAGGUGAUGACUCUGACAACGAUGCUGGUACUAGUAGUAAACGAAGAAGAGGGCAAUCAAGUUUUGAUAACAAAACUAGAAGACAAAUGCAUAAGUUGAUGCAUAUAGUAAUCAAAUAUACCGACAGCGAUGGACGACUGUUAAGUGAACAAUUUAUGAAACAACCAUCUCGAAAAGAUUAUCCAGAUUAUUAUGAAAUCAUAAAACGACCAAUGGAUAUCAACAAAAUUGUAAAUCGGAUAGAUGAAGGAAAAUAUGGCGAUUUACAAGAUUUGGAACGUGAUUUUAUGCUUUUAUGUCAAAAUGCACAAACGUAUAACGAAGAAGCUUCUGUAAUUCAUGAGGACAGCAUUGUUCUGCAAUCAGUAUUCACAAAUGCAAGGCAAAGGAUCGAGGUGGAUGGAGAUUCAGAUGAUAAAGAUGAUGGAAAUAAAUCUGACACAGAUUCAACAGUUAAAAUGAAAAUAAAAAUUAAGAGUAGAAGGCCACCGUCUAGUCGCCGAAGAAGAUCUGCCAAAAAAUAUAUCUCUGACGAUGAUGAAGACGAUGACGAUUAAGGUUGGAAAAUGUAGCUGUAGUAUUUUUAGGUUGAUAUUGUAAAGGUACUAAAUGUGAAAAUUGUACAAGCUUUUCUUGUAAUAUGUGUAAUGCACAUAUGGUAAUUUAAUUUGAUUUUUGCUAAAUUAAUUAUGUUUAGAACGAUUUUAACCAAUUUAUUUAUCAUAUGUAAGUAUUGAUUAUUAGUGGUAGGAGAUCUAUGAGCAAGAACUUUUCUUCCUAAUUAGUUUUGCUUUAGUUUUAAGUAUUCAUUUUUUAUGUUUGUAGAAUUAUGACUGUAAGUGUAUGAAGGAAUUUUAUCAAAUUUAUGAUAACUGUGUUUUACAAAGUGUAAAUCAAUCACAACCUGAUUCUAUAAAGCUGGUAAGAGAUUACUAUA
Messenger RNA from Photinus pyralis (common eastern firefly), 5493 nucleotides. RefSeq names its product ATP-dependent helicase brm (gene brm). Gene Ontology annotation, cellular component: nucleus. NCBI's taxonomy places the organism in Eukaryota, Metazoa, Arthropoda, Insecta, Coleoptera, Lampyridae. The transcript has 18 exons. Gene Ontology annotation, biological process: positive regulation of transcription by RNA polymerase II. Gene Ontology annotation, molecular function: transcription factor binding; ATP binding; ATP-dependent chromatin remodeler activity. The coding region runs from base 176 to 5113 and encodes 1645 amino acids. The record is from RefSeq and is a predicted model, not a curated record.